This is a messenger RNA of Pocillopora damicornis (cauliflower coral), 813 nucleotides long. RefSeq names its product F-box/WD repeat-containing protein 4. Gene Ontology annotation, biological process: SCF-dependent proteasomal ubiquitin-dependent protein catabolic process. Lineage: Eukaryota; Metazoa; Cnidaria; Anthozoa; Scleractinia; Pocilloporidae. Gene Ontology annotation, molecular function: protein binding. The record is from RefSeq and is a predicted model, not a curated record. Gene Ontology annotation, cellular component: SCF ubiquitin ligase complex.
GGUUGUGGAGAAUUACAUUCGGGUUGAGAAGUUGCACAGUCUGCUCCAACAGAUAAUUAUUUACUUUCUUUAGCAUGAGAAAUACAGCGAAGUCUUUGUUUGAAAAGGGAUUGGUUUCUUGUAGUUCGUCGUUGAUUUUCUUCAAUGCCGUCGAACCAGAGCGAGGCCAAGUGCGUCAUAAAUUUGAACACGUUGCCUGACGAUGUCUUGUUGGCCAUUUUACGUUUCUGUGAUACAAAAAGCCUGUCGGUGUUGUCUCGUGUAAGUAGGAAUCUGUAUCGUGUGGCGAAGGAUGAUUCCAUCUGGAGAAGAAUUGCUUUGCAGCGUGUUAAUGUUCAUUCCUCCGACAAAACGGGCCUUCUUAGCUGGAAAGAGCUUUGUAGAGUCUCAUGGAACUGGACACAUGGAUAUUGUAAAGACAGAUUUAUAAUCAGGUUUAAAUGCAACCUUAUGCCGUGGAUUCAACUUGGAAGACAUCAUGAACUCUUUGUUGCCCAAGCUGCUGAUGUUAUCUUGUAUCAGAUAAGAAAACACAAUAAGGGAGGACAUUUUUCAUGGAAACCUUUGAUGACCUUUGGUGGUCACCAGGGUGAUAUCAGUAAGUUUGUGAUUACUGGAGGGCAGUUGUUAACAUGUGGUAUGGACAAGUCAGUCCGCACAUGGAAUCUGGAAACAGGAAUAUGUAAUGGCCUAUACCUUGGGCAUACUGGACAAGUUCACAGUGUGGACUGCUUUAGAGAAGUAAUUGUUUCAGGAUCCAGAGACAAAACCAUCAAGGUUUGUAUGCUAUACAUAUAAUUUGGAAGUAGCACA